Molecule: messenger RNA, 1200 nt
Organism: Cordyceps fumosorosea ARSEF 2679
Lineage: Eukaryota; Fungi; Ascomycota; Sordariomycetes; Hypocreales; Cordycipitaceae
Product: tRNA-specific adenosine deaminase
Exons: 3
Coding region: 1-1200 (399 amino acids)
Biological process (GO): tRNA wobble adenosine to inosine editing
Molecular function (GO): RNA binding; tRNA-specific adenosine-37 deaminase activity
Source: RefSeq, a predicted model, not a curated record
AUGGCGGCGUCUACUGCCGACGUUGUUGCAGAAGCGGUGCUUGCGCAAUUCGACAAACUCCCUGCCAAGCGAAAGCCCAAGGUUCGCGAGAAUGGCUUACACGAAUGGGUACCAAUAAGUGGCAUCGUGGUCGAAAAGGAUGGCAAUUUCACUUGUGUAUCUUUAGCUACGGGCAUGAAAUGUCUGCCGACCAACAAGAUCCCAGAGUGCAAUGGCGUCGGCUUACACGACUGGCACGCCGAGAUACUUGCCAUCCGCACAUUCAACCGAUACAUCUUGGACGAAUGCGCACGGCUAGUGGACGGGGACUCCUCCGAUCUGAUUGAGCGAACAAUUUCGUCCUCGGCCAAUGCUCGACCGUUUCGUCUAAGAGGCGACGUCCAGCUCCAUAUGUACGCCUCUGAAGCGCCGUGCGGAGAUGCCAGCAUGGAAAACUUGAUGGCGGCGCAGGAAGACGCGUCGCCAUGGGACGUGCCAUCGCCAGCCGACGCGGAUUGCGGUACGUCGCAACAGCUACCCGGCCGCGCCUACUUUUCGCAGCUCGGCGUCGUGCGGCGCAAGCCGGCGCGCAGCGACGCGCCGCCUACGCUCUCUAAGUCGUGCUCGGACAAACUGGCCCUCAAGCAGUGCACCUCGCUGCUCUCGUCGCUGACGUCGCUACUUGUCGACGCCGGCAACGCCUACAUCACCACCCUGGUCCUGCCCGAGGACCAACACUCCGCCGUCGCCUGCCAGCGCGCGUUCUCCGCCACCGGACGCAUGCGAGGCGUCGUGGCGGGGGAGGGCGAGCACCGAUUCCGCGCGUUCACCGUCACCACGACCGCCGUGCAGUUUGCGUACUCUCGACGUGUCGUGGGCUCGCGCUCCGACCGGCUGGUGGCGAGCAACCUCGCGGCCGCGUGGUGCCCGUCCGCGGUGGAGGAGUCCAUCCUUGGCGGCGUCAUCCAAGGCCGCAAGCCGUUCCUGCUCAUUGGCGCCAGCCGCAUGUCGCGACGCAGCAUGUGGCGGUCCUGCCGGGAGCUCGCGGACAGGCUAGCGGACUGGCCGGGCGUGGCGGAGCAGCUCGCCGCGAACACCUACGGCGAGGUCAAGCAGGGCGCGCUGCUUGCCGCGCGGAACAGGGCCAAGGCUCGCGCCAGGGAGGUUGCGCUGCCCGGUUGGAUACGAGGCACGGACGACGAUUCUUUCAAAUUGGAGUAG